CAAAAAGAGAGAAAAAUAAAAAUAUCUUCUUUCAAAUCUCCAAAAACCCACCUCAAAACCAGCCUAUUUUUUCACAUUAACAAUACUUCAACUUGCAUAUCUUUUUCCUUUCUUUCCACAUUUUCCCCCCUAUAAAUUGGUUAAAUUAACCAAUGAAAUAAACAAAAUUAUUCUCUUUUUUCAUGAUUAAUAAUGAGGGUUAAGAAAAAAUGUGAGCUUUGUAGCAAUCUUGCUACAAUAUAUUGUGAAUCAGAUCAAGCAAUUUUGUGUUAUGAAUGUGAUUCAAAGGUUCAUGGUGCUAAUUUUCUUGUUGCUAAACAUUCAAGGAUUCUUCUUUGCCAUGUUUGUCAAUCUCCUACAAUUUGGUCGGGUUCCGGGCCCAAGUUCGGGCCUACAGUCUCUGUUUGCCCUCCAUGUCUUGUUUCUAAACCGGGUGUUGCAAGAAAUCAGCUACAUAGAGAUGUAAAUAAUAAUAGAACUACUACUACCCAUCAAGAAGAAGAAGAAGAAGAAGAAGAUGAUGAUGAUGAUGAUGAUGAUGUUGAUGAUGAUGAUGGUGAUGACGAUGAUGAUGAUGAUGAUGAAGAUGGCAAUAAUGGUUUUCAUGACGAUGAUGAUGAAGAAAAUCAAGUUGUUCCAUGGUCAUAUUCAGCGUCACAUCCACGGUGAAAUGUAUAGAUCAGUUAGGUGAGAAAAUAUCAAUUAGAGUGAUUCUAUGUAUUGUUAUGUAUGUCUGUUUAAAUUUGUUACAUUUAAAGAAAAAAAAAACAAAUAUUGUUCUUGGUUAUGUGUUCUACACUGUUAAUUAUAGGGUUAACGCAGUUGAUUAAUCUGCUUUGUGUUCUGUUUACUCUUGCUUAAUUCUCUUGUUUUGAAUGAGUUUUUAUUUUUAAUGUUAAAUUUGAUAAAAUU
Messenger RNA from Amaranthus tricolor (Joseph's coat), 912 nucleotides. RefSeq names its product zinc finger protein CONSTANS-like. Bases 193 to 669 code for a protein of 158 amino acids. The transcript has a single exon. Gene Ontology annotation, molecular function: zinc ion binding. The record is from RefSeq and is a predicted model, not a curated record. NCBI's taxonomy places the organism in Eukaryota, Viridiplantae, Streptophyta, Magnoliopsida, Caryophyllales, Amaranthaceae.